GCUAGCAGCUUUAACAUCACAAAAAUCAGAAAGCCUAAAAGCUUUAGCUUUCAGUUUUAAAGGCAAUGGCCUCCUCCAUCAGUCUCCGUUUUGCUACACUGUCCAUUGUGAUCACUGCUCUGCUUGCUUUCCAUGCCAAUGCGCAGCUCUCACCCCAAUUCUACGCAAACACUUGCCCUAAUCUUCUAAGUAUUGUACGUGCUGCAACGCAACAAGCUGUGAAUAGUGAGCCACGCAUGGCCGCUUCCAUCCUCCGCCUCUUCUUCCAUGACUGCUUUGUUAAUGGCUGCGAUGGAUCAGUUCUAUUGGACGGCACAACCACCAUGCAAAGUGAAAAGAGUGCAGGCGCAAACGCCAACUCUGCUAGGGGCUUUGAUGUCAUAGACACCAUCAAAAGUCGAGUUGAGGCUGCUUGCAGAGCUACUGUAUCUUGUGCUGACAUACUAGCCCUCGCUACUCGAGAUGGGAUUGUCGCGUUAGGAGGACCAACAUGGGCAGUGCCAUUGGGGAGGAGGGAUUCAAGGGUAGCCAACUUUAGUGGAGCUAAUUCUGAUCUUCCCGGACCGGGCUCUAGCCUCGCAACCCUGCUCUCCAUGUUCCAAGUCAAAGGCCUAAAUGCCCGAGACUUGACUGCGCUCUCCGGUGCUCACACAAUUGGCCAAACUCAAUGCCGCUUUUUCCGAAACCGGAUCUACAAUGAUGCCAACAUUAAUGCCACCUUUGCCACCACCCGACGGACCACAUGCCCCUCUACUUCCGGGAAUGGCGAUCUAAACUUGGCUCCUCUUGAUGUGCAGACUCCCAUCCGGUUUGACAAUGCCUAUUACCAAAACCUUUUGACUCGACGCGGGCUUCUUCAUUCAGAUCAGGAGCUCUUCAACAGUGGAUCUCAAGAUGCACUAGUCAGGACCUACAGUACCAAUUCUGCUACGUUUUUCUCGGAUUUUAUUGCUGCCAUGGUGAAGAUGGGUAAUAUCACCCCCCUUACGGGAACCAAUGGAGAGAUCAGAAGGAACUGUAGAAGGGCUAACUGAUUUUUCUGAGACGAGUUUAAGAGAAACCAUAUAAUAUUGUUUCAAUGUCAAAUUUAAUAAGAGUCUACGUCAAGUGAAGUGUGGAGUAUCUUUCAUUAAUUUACAAUUGUUGAUUUUCCUGUACCAAAUUGGCUUUGCUAAAGCUAAUAGUCAAAUUGUUCAUAAGAACUUCAUGUGUAGUUGAGCAAAUGGUCUACAUUAAAAUGAAGAAAUGCUUUCUUUUGCUUCUCUCUACAA
Molecule: messenger RNA, 1271 nt
Organism: Malania oleifera
Lineage: Eukaryota; Viridiplantae; Streptophyta; Magnoliopsida; Santalales; Ximeniaceae
Product: peroxidase P7-like
Exons: 3
Coding region: 66-1034 (322 amino acids)
Biological process (GO): response to oxidative stress; hydrogen peroxide catabolic process
Molecular function (GO): peroxidase activity; heme binding
Source: RefSeq, a predicted model, not a curated record